This is a messenger RNA of Peronospora farinosa, 1389 nucleotides long. Lineage: Eukaryota; Oomycota; Peronosporomycetes; Peronosporales; Peronosporaceae. The record is from the annotation of a GenBank genome assembly.
AUGCCGCCCAGUUUAAUGGUCUCGCCGCCUCCAAACGAUACGUCCACGUCCAUUGCCGCUUGUAUUAAACCACCACAAGUGCCUUGUCCUUCGACGACUGCUACAAGAAACUCUAUACAAACAACACGUGGACGUACACAGAGUCUUCCAACGACAGGCGAGCAACAUGGGUAUCAAGAGACUUUAUGGAUGCAACAGGCUGUUGAUCGUGGACUUUUUCGUCGUUUUGAAGCCGUGAGUAAAGAAAUUACAAGACUUUUACGGAUACAGAACUUGGAGCCGCUUCAUGAGACAAGUACGGACAUUGUAGCGCCUCAUUCUGAGCUUGUUCAAGUCCAAACCGAACUUACUCGAGCACGAAGACGUUCGAUACGUCUUCGUGAAGAUCAGAAACAUAUGAUUCAACAAUUUGAAGCGCAACAGGAUCGUGGACUUGUGAGAAAAUAUUUGGCGUUUGCUACUGGAUCUUCUCGUCAUGAAAAGAAAAAGACGGAAGAAUUAAAGAAGAAAUUGGGACAUCAUAUGGCUGAAGCUGUACGAACGGAUGCAGAAUUGCAACAAUUGGAGCGACGAUCGAGUUCUCUAGUGAGUGAAUGGAAACGGCGGUCUUCUUUUUCUAUGAGGUCUGCAAGUGGACAAAGUUUUUCGAUUCAAUUAGAAGGAGAAGAUGAUAUGGAACAUGGUGACAAUUUGAUAGAGGAAGAUGUUGUGGAUGAUGACGAGGACUUGGAUGUAGCUGAACGACUUGAACGACUUGAGAGAGAGAAACAGAAAAUGCUCAGUCUUUUAUUAAGAACGUUGCGGCUUCCAGAUGCUCUUGUGAUGCACACGAACGUAGCCAUGUAUGCCUCUGAAGCACAAGCUUGUGAAUCGAUUAAGAAACAGAUUGAUCGUGCUACUGGACUGUACCACCAGGCACUGCAGCUGCUACGCAUGGCAAUGGCUACUGUUGUCUCGUCGCAGUAUUCGGGGUCCGCGAGGGAAUUUGCCAGCGGUCCCUUUGCACUCACAGUCGAGGCUGGUCAGCUCAUGGAGGCGGCCGCUAUUGGUAUCCAGCCGGAGGCUCGCCGUCGAUACCGACAGUUUGCCCAAGAGAUGCAGAAUUUGCGUCUCCCCAAGUUCCCCCAGAUCGUGAGCGAGUUUGUACGUCGUGGGCGAACCAACUUUGACCCACGCAGUGCAAUGGCGCAGGAGGCUAUGAGGAGAUUUCCGGCGUGCGAAACCACCAUGGUGAUGACGCACAAGCUUGCGAUUGAGAAACUAGAUUUGCUUGAUCGAUGGAAACGCACGGUUGAAAAGGACCAGACUUAUGCGCUCGAUUCGCAACGUCGUCUUGAGACGCACCUGCAGCAGCGUCUCGCCGUACUUGCUCGAUUCGUGUCGGUAUGA